GCAAUGUUUUUGUUUGGAGGGAAACUCCUGUUCCUGUAGCACGACGGGAAACACCUCCCCUAGCGACAUAAAUCAUUUGUAUUAUCUGACGUGUUAGGCUCGACCAAUCACAGCGGACAGGGGUCAAGAGAAAAAUCCACGUGGGCUUUUCAAAGUCAUAAUUAGCUCCCUACCUACAGCGUUCUCGCGAGCAAGAAAACCUUUAAAAUAUUUGAAAAAAAUCGCGCGCGAGGUAAAAGUGGUAAAAUUUGCGCCCCACGAUUCUCUGAUUUGACUCACUUUUUCAGGACACAAGUCGGCCAAAGGGAUCCGAUCACCGCCCAAGCAAGACAAAGUUAGCCGUCAGACGACAGCCUCAGGAGCUGGCAAGUAUAUUCAGGACACUUUGGAGGAAGAGUCUGGCAACUUCUUUGUCGUUCUUUGCCCCGGAAAAGAUCGACUUCGCCGGAGAGCAUGCUCUGGGACUUCGGAAAGGGGCCGUUCGGGGAGGAUGUCAACAAAUGGCUGUGAUGAAUGAAUGAAGACUGAAUGCAUUGCGGAGAUUUUAUGAAUGGGAAUUUUUCCGAGUCCAAGGCUGGUGUAAUUUCCGUGGUGACCGGGGCAGUUUCCAGAUCAGCUGAUCGGGUUUGGGUCGGUUCCAGGUCGGCCCGUUCAACCAAAGAAAGCCUUCAAAAUUUUACCUGGAAUGCGGAAACAUUCGAUUUGGGAAUCCCCAGAGAAACCAAAAUAUAUGUAAACCUGCCCUAUCGGCCUAAAGCUGACACAUGCUUCAAAAACUUUGUUCUCACAAAGAGUUGAAGUUGUGAAUCUUGUAUUGCGGGGGCCCGUUUGGGAAAAAAGGGACGAAAAUUCCUGCAUAUUUUGAUUUGAGAUUUAAAUUUACAUGACAGAAAGCUUGCGGGGUCGUCUGUUCGCGGCGUGGGCUGCAGUGUAGACCGGCCGGUUCUGCAGCGGGUUUUCAGUGUGUGUGGCCUCGUGCGCCGCCGGAUACUGUUUCACAAGGGCUCGCCGCCAGUCACCGCGUGGUAGCUGCAGAUCUCUCGGGACAGGGCGCACUCACUCCCGAGCAUGGAGACGGACCCGGACCCAGGCACUGAACAGUACGAAAAAGUUGCCAAGAUCGGUACUGGAGCCUACGGGACUGUCUACAAAGCUAGAGACUUGAAAAAUGGGGGAGAGUUCGUAGCCUUGAAAAGGGUGAGGGUUCAGACUGGUGAAGAAGGCAUGCCGAUGUCCACCAUUCGAGAGAUCGCCCUCCUCAGACAAUUGGAGAGUUUCGAGCAUCCAAACGUUGUCAGACUCCUUGACAUCUGCCAUGGGACAGUAGCAGAGAAGGAGACCAAGCUGACCCUGGUGUUUGAGCAUGUGGACCAGGACCUGCACACAUACCUGGAGAAGUGCCCUGCACCUGGGCUCGGGCCCGACAGAAUAAAGGACAUAAUGCAUCAGCUGCUAAGUGGGGUGGAGUUUCUGCACAUGCACAGAGUGGUGCACCGCGACCUCAAACCACAGAACAUCCUGGUCACCAGUACCGGGCAGGUCAAGCUGGCGGACUUCGGCCUCGCAAGACACUACAGCUUCCAGAUGGCUCUGACAUCUGUGGUGGUUACACUAUGGUACAGAUCUCCAGAGGUGCUGUUACAGGCAUCGUACGCCACCCCUGUAGACAUUUGGAGCGUUGGCUGUAUAUUUGCAGAGCUACAUACUAGAAAACCAAUCUUCCAAGGGAAUUCAGAUAUAGAUCAACUAAAUAAAAUAUUUGAUGUAAUAGGUACCCCCAUUAAGGAGGAAUGGCCGGAGGAGGUGUCGUUGCCAUGGUCGUCCUUCCAGCCCCGCCCGGGCAUCCCGCUGGAGUCCCUGCUGCCUGAAGUAGAACCACUAGCAAAGGACAUGUUAGAAAAAAUGCUGUGCUUCAACCCCCACAGAAGAGUAACAGCGAAGGAUGCUUUGCAACACGCCUACAUUGUUGGGGAAGACGCAGCACAAGAAAGACUGCAAGAGGCCGCUUCGGCCAGAAGUCAAGCUGAACACACAUUUGAAACAAGUCCUGAAAAAUAAAGCUUACGUCUUCACUUCACCAACACCCAAUAUCUAUCAUAGAGUACUGUUGUUUGACUUGUAUUACAAAGUGUGUUAAAGAUAUACUUGUAUAAGUAAUGUCACAUGUAUGAGAAUUGCAUUAUUGGUAACUCUGUUUUAUAAAAGGCAAUACAGAUAAACAAGUGUGGUUCAAAGAGUGUUGUAUUUUGUUUGUAUUUUCUGGCAAAUUCAUACUUGCCUACUGUCUGUGUGUUUGUGUGUGUGUGUAAUAUGUGUGUAAUAUUCCUGAACUCCAUAAACUCUUCUUUAUUAGAUUUCUGAGUGGAAUAAACAGAAAUUUGCUGAACAUUGUGACUGUAUAGGUCAUCAUAAUGCACAUGUACGAUGUUGUCAUCUUUUCAAUUUUUGGGUCUGAGAUAUUUGGUAUAUAUUUGUACAAGCUCAACUGUUUUGAAUGUGCAGAAAAUAUUCCAGUUGAGUGAAGAUAUAGUCAAUAAAAUACUGGUCCAUGGACAAAUACAUACCGUUGUAUAAACUGAUGCAAUGAUAGCUCAAGUACUUAAAGUAUCAAUCCAUUUGCGGUGCUGUAUAAAAGAUUAUAUCAUAAACUUGACAAGUAAUUUUGCCCAAUAUUAAUAAAAAAUGACUAGCAAACAAAACUACAGAAUGUCCUAAUGCUGGAUAGUUGAGGGCUGAAAAUGAACUGAUGUAGAAAAGUGUAAUACAUGUACCAAGGCUAACAUUACAAUGUAAAAAAAAAACACCAUUCAGUAUUGCUUUCAAGCUUAAACUGCCAUGGGUACUGUGCUAUCUCACCUUUUCAUGGAUGGCCCACGACUUGUGUAUCAUUAGUAAUGACCAUGACAUACCUACCUGCAAUCCAUCCUUCUAGCUGCAAUCAGUAUUGGCCAGCCUUCAGCCAAUCAGAUUCUCCCCUCCUGUUGUUAGAGGGAAGCUACCAGCCAAUCACAUGAUCUCUUUAUGAUAAUCUGCUAUGUGAUUGGCUGGUAAUUUUCCUCCAACAGCAGGAGGGGAAGUAGCUGAUUGGCUGACAGAUUUUCAGUACUAUCUUAGCAAGAAUAAGGGACUUCAGGCCAGUUUUCUUGGGUCAUUGUUAGUGCUACACAAUCCAUGGACUAAGAUGAGAGUGUGUGUAAACAUAAAUUAGAACAUAAGAUAUUCAAGUUUUCUUUUACACAACCUCGUACUACAUAGGUCAGGUUUUUCAUUGCAGAAUGUAAUGUUGAAAAAUUCAAGAUGGUCUUUGAUAAUUUUAUUACUAAUCGUUCACACGGGCUCUCUCUCUCUGCCAGUCGGUCUAUAAGACAAAGGAGAUUUAAGUUAUGCCUAUAACCAUGAUAAGACCAUGAAUUAACUGCUCCAAAAUAUAGCAUGAAACAAUUGAUUUGCAAAUUAAAUUCAAGUUCAGUUAGAAUGCAAUCUUCCAAGUUCAAGUCCACAUACAAUCUUCAGGGGUCAAGUUUGUCUUCUGUAUUAUAAAUGUUGUCGCAAGUCAUCCAGGAAUAUGUUGUACUGUACAAUCUUUAUUUUUAUCACCAUGGUGCCACAAUUAUGUUGUAUACAUGAGGUAUUGGGGAAGAUGGAAAUGGUCCAAAGUUAAGGUUUUUUUUCAUUCUUUCACUGAUAAUUUGGUAUGUUGAGAAAAACAAUGCAAUUUUAAAAGUUUGCAGUGUGGUCCCAGUUUGGUCUUUUUUGUCUGUAGAUUUGACUAAAGCACCAAUUGUACUGUAUUCACCUGGGUUGUGCCCUAGCCUUGUUCAAGAAAGGACAUUAUCUAUAAUGUCCUUGGUUCAAGGAGGUUAUAGGGCUUUGUUCAAAGAUACUGUCAACAGAAAGUUACUACAGUGACUGGUGUGGAGAGCUUGGUAUAGUUCAAAGUUAAGUGUCAGGAGAGCUGGCAAAAUGGUUGCAGUGGGGUGCAGUUCAGAAGUAAAACUUAGAGGGCGCAUGUGCACAGCAUUGCAUGUUCAGAGUGGAUGCUGUAGCUUUGGGUUUGGCUUGUGCAUUGUUGGUUUGAAGGAAAUGGUGUGGUUUUAGGCUUCAAUGGCCCAGAUGUAGGAUAGGAACAAUCAAAGAGUCAAUGUUUUGGUCAUUUCCUUUGAAGUUUUCAAGUUGCAAAAAGAUCAUUAGUGUCAACUUAGAUUACAUUUUGACAAACUUAAAUCAGGGUACUUAUUUCCUACAGAUGUAUUUCAUUUUGAAUAUAAACAGAAGAGAUUUUGCACCUUUCAAUGCAAUGCAAAGUACAGUUCUCUGUCAGGUACAUGAAGGUUUACAAUCUAUCAACAUUACAUAAAACACCUAUAUUUUGUAUUGAAUGUAGUAAUAUUUUCUGUUGUAACGUUAGUUAUGUUUGCUGUGUUGUGCAGGGCUUUUUCUAGGGUCCUUCCCAGAACAGAAAUUUGCUUGUCGAUCCAAAAUCUGAACUGCAAGACAUGAAAUUGUACUUUCCUGAUCUUAGAAUGGCAGAUUUAAUACAAAAAGAACCAAUAAUGUUACAGAAAGAAAUCUAAGGCUCAAGACAGACCGGGUA
Messenger RNA from Branchiostoma floridae (Florida lancelet), 4594 nucleotides. Its product is annotated as cyclin-dependent kinase 6-like. Gene Ontology annotation, biological process: protein phosphorylation; regulation of gene expression; regulation of G2/M transition of mitotic cell cycle. The transcript is spliced from 8 exons. The record is from RefSeq and is a predicted model, not a curated record. Bases 1069 to 2058 code for a protein of 329 amino acids. NCBI's taxonomy places the organism in Eukaryota, Metazoa, Chordata, Leptocardii, Amphioxiformes, Branchiostomatidae. Gene Ontology annotation, molecular function: cyclin binding; ATP binding; cyclin-dependent protein serine/threonine kinase activity. Gene Ontology annotation, cellular component: nucleus; cyclin-dependent protein kinase holoenzyme complex; cytoplasm.